AUGUUAAUUCCACAAAGUAAGCCUGAAAAUGUACUAAGACGUGCUGAAGAAUUAAUUGCAGUUGGCCAGAGCGCAGCAGCUCUGCAAUCUCUGCAUGAAUUGAUACUUUCUAAAUGUUCCCGUAAUACUUCAGUGUCAUCUUUAAAGCCAAUCAUGCUUCGUUUUGUUGCAUUGUGUGUAGAUUUGAGAAAAGGAAAAAUGGCAAAAGAAGCAUUAUAUCAAUACAAAAACAUUGCUCAGAACACAUCAGUUGGGACAAUAGAGGUUGUUUUAAAAAAAUUCAUUGAUCUUGUAGAAGAAAAGGUAUCAGAAGCACAAGUUCAUGCAGAGAAACUUGUUCUGGACGCAAUAGAUGACUUGGAAGCGUCUGAAACACCAGAAAAUAUCAUUCUCUCAACGGUUUCUGGGGACCAGUCAAAGGAUCGUACUGAUCGUGCAGUGGUGACACCGUGGCUUAAGUUUCUUUGGGAAACAUAUCGCACAGUACUUGAAAUUUUAAAGAACAAUGCAAGACUUGAACAAGCGUAUCAAAGCACUGUAAAUCAAGCCUUUGAUUUUUGUUUAAAAUAUUCGAGAAAAACAGAAUUCCGUCGACUUUGUGAUAUCCUUCGUACUCAUCUUCAAAAUGCUACUAAGUAUUCUGGACAGCAGCAUUCAAUUAAUUUUAAUGAUCCAGAAACACUUCAACGUCAUCUAGAUACACGCUUUUCCCAAUUAAACGCAGCAGUAGAACUUGAACUUUGGCAAGAAGCGUUUAGAUCAGUCGAGGAUAUUAAUAAUCUUUUAGCACUUUCAAAGAGACAACCCAAAUUAUUUGUAAUGGCAAACUACUAUGAGAAACUUGGAAAAAUUUUCGCAGUUAGUGAAAACUAUCUGUUUCAUGCAGUUAUUUGGAAUAAAUACUAUGGAUUAAUAUCUUCUCAAAAUAAAGGAGCAGAUGACAAGGAGCUUGAGCGAGUAGCAUCUUUAGUUCUUUUAUCUGCAUUAGCGAUUCCUGUUAUUAGUACAACAAGAUCAAAAGGAAGUAUUAUGGAAAUAGACGAUACGAAAAUUCGCAACACAAAGCUUGCGGCAUUAUUGUCACUUUCUAAGCUUCCUACAAGAAAUAGUCUUUUAAAAGAAGCGCUUGGAAAAAACAUUUUGGUUUAUGUAAGAAAGGAAAUCAAAGAAUUGUGCAAUAUACUAGAAGUGGAGUUUCAUCCUUUAAGCAUUUGUCAAAAAGUUGAGCCUUUGAUUAAAAUAAUAUCUCAAGAUCCAGAUAUGAUACAAUAUAUCAAACCUCUUCAACAUGUUAUACUUACUCGUUUGUUUCAACAAUUAUCUCAAGUAUACGAGACAAUUAAAUUAGACUUCAUCCUUAGUCUUCUUAAUUUUUCAGAACCAUUUCAUAUUGACUCAAUUUAUAUUGAAAAAUUUAUUAUGAAUGCAUCUAAAAAAGGAGAACUAUCUAUUCGAAUUGAUCAUUCAUCUAAUUCAUUAAUUUUUGAAACAAAUAUUUUUGCAUCUCAUCAUACUAUAGCAGAUAGCAAUGUUCGACUACAAUCUACACCAUCCGAGUUAAUACGUUCUCAAUUGUCGCGUAUAGGAAAAUGUUUACUUACUACAGUUUGUAUUAUAGAUAAAUCUUUUCUUCACGAGUUGGAAGAUCAAAAGAAUAUUGCAAACGAACACACAGCUAAUGGCAUUGAAAAAGAACAAAAAGAUACAUUAGCCCGAAGAGCCAUUAUUGAACAUCGAAAGGAAGUUGCUGAAAACAUGAUGAUUUAUAAGGAAAAAGAAGCGGCAACCAAAAGAGCACAAAAGCUGCAACAGGAACAAGAAGCGGAACAAAGACGUGUCGCUGAGGAAGCAAAGAAGAGAGAAGCAGAACGUAUUAAAAAAGAAACAGAUGCUAUUCGCGCUGAAGAAGCUAGAAAGUUAGCCGAUGAACUUAAAGCCAAAGGUGCCCUAAAGGUAGAUGUCGAUGGAUUAGAAGGACUGGAUACAUCUAAAUUAAGAGCUAUUCAGCUAGAACAACUUGAGAAAGAAACCCGUGAUCUUAAUGAAAAAUUACGUGUUACUUCUAAACGAAUUGAUCAUCUUGAAAGAGCAUAUAGAAAAGAAGAGCUUCCUCUCCUUAAGCAAAAAGCUAUUGAGCAGUUUACCUCAGACAAAAUAUUUUAUGAAAAAGCAAGAAAAUUACAACUUGAAGCAUCUCGUGUAAAGCACGAUCAUAUGGUUGCACUCAAGCAUCGUUUUCAAAGACUCUAUCCAGACUAUGUGAUUUACCGUGAAACAUUUUUAGAAAAAUGCAGAAAAGAAUUUGAUCAACACUGCAAGAUUGCCAAUGAAGCUUUAGAAAAAGCCAAAGAAGAAAGACGAAUGGCUUAUCGACUUAAGAAAGAGGAAGAAGAAAGACAAAGAUUGGAAGAAGAAGAAAGAAAAAGGAAAAAGGAAGAAGAAAGAGAAAGAAUUAGACAAGAAGAGCUUAGGCUCAAAGCUAUUGAGGAAGAGAAUAGGGCUAGAAAAGAAGAAGAGCUGAGAAAACUCGAUCAAAUGGCAGAAAAACAAAAACAAAAAGAACUCGAGGUGGAGAGAAAACUUCAACGAAAAAAAGAAGAAUUAAAAUCACUCGACCAUAACUAUGAUCGAUGGACGAAAAAAGAUCGAUUACCACCCUCCGAUCCAUCAGGAGAAGAAAAAUGGAGACCUGGAAAGGGUUCCUGGAGACUUCGUGUUUCCGAACGGCAAGAAUUAACUGACCCACAUUCUUCACCUAACGAAACCAAACCCGAUCCACAAUCAAAACCUACUUCCACUAGGCCAUCCACCACUGACCCUCCUUCCACUGGAAUAUACAAGCCUCCUGCUGCAAGGAAAGAAAACUCUCGUUGGUAA
Molecule: messenger RNA, 2877 nt
Organism: Pneumocystis jirovecii RU7
Lineage: Eukaryota; Fungi; Ascomycota; Pneumocystomycetes; Pneumocystales; Pneumocystaceae
Exons: 6
Coding region: 1-2877 (958 amino acids)
Biological process (GO): formation of cytoplasmic translation initiation complex; translation reinitiation
Cellular component (GO): multi-eIF complex; eukaryotic translation initiation factor 3 complex, eIF3e; eukaryotic translation initiation factor 3 complex, eIF3m
Molecular function (GO): mRNA binding; translation initiation factor activity
Source: RefSeq, a predicted model, not a curated record